This is a messenger RNA of Harpia harpyja (harpy eagle), 771 nucleotides long. RefSeq names its product cation channel sperm-associated auxiliary subunit delta-like. Gene Ontology annotation, cellular component: CatSper complex; sperm principal piece. NCBI's taxonomy places the organism in Eukaryota, Metazoa, Chordata, Aves, Accipitriformes, Accipitridae. Gene Ontology annotation, biological process: sperm capacitation; flagellated sperm motility. The record is from RefSeq and is a predicted model, not a curated record.
AUGUCUACUGUCACUGUGGAUAUCCCUGACAACCCAGUCAGUUGUACUGAUGUGGCUCCCCCGACUGCACUUGUUGCAGUGUCCUGCCCACCUACAAAACAUAUCAGAAUUGUAAAAAAAGCAACGGCAUGUGACAAAGGCCUCAUUCAAGAAGCAGAACUGAGAAAUAAUUUCAGUUAUACAAUCAGCCAUAACAUAUGAGAUACACACUUUCUUGCCAGAAAAGAUAUACAGCAGGACGAUCUACAUAUCAAAUAUAACUUUAUGAAUCUGGGAUGUCCUCUUCUGGUACAUUAUAAAAAUCCUUGGGUGCCAGUUUUUAAGUUAUGGGAAAACAAUAGAUUUCAGGAGCAUGUCCCUGUUGUUCUACUUGAAAUAAACAGAAUGCAUAACUAUGAUUAUCUUUUGACUGUGCAUGAUGCCAACUGCAUCUCUCAACCUCAAAGCUGGACUUUGCUAGAGGAACAGUCUCCAGAUCCAAAUACUGCAUGGACCAGAAGAAACUACAUGAGCUGUAAGGAUAGGAAUGGACCUGAAUUAAUGUGGCCCUCAGUCAAGUAUCAGGUUCUUGAUGGAGACAAAAAUAAGAUCACUUUCCCUCCCUAUAAUGGUCUAUAUAUCUUCAAAGCCAGUGUAGUGGAUACAUUUUACAGUUACUGUGAUUUAUCCGUAACCUUCUCAGUAUAUGUCUAUGGUGCUUUUCCCACGAACUACCUACAUUUUGGGGCAUCACUGACAGUCUCUGUGACUUUGCUUUUGAUUUUUACAUGA